Molecule: messenger RNA, 7308 nt
Organism: Lutzomyia longipalpis
Lineage: Eukaryota; Metazoa; Arthropoda; Insecta; Diptera; Psychodidae
Exons: 12
Coding region: 54-7277 (2407 amino acids)
Biological process (GO): glycerol metabolic process; glycerol-3-phosphate biosynthetic process; DNA repair
Cellular component (GO): Slx1-Slx4 complex; nucleus; mitochondrion
Molecular function (GO): glycerol kinase activity; structural constituent of ribosome
Source: RefSeq, a predicted model, not a curated record
GCAGCUGAAGGAGGUCAUUGAGUUGCAGAAGAAGAUGCUGAGUGACCGAUAAGAUGGACAAGAAGAGAGAUAAAUUCGCAAAACUCCGGUCAAAAAAAAUUAGCAAAAUUGAUGGCACAACGUCGCAGAUUACAAACUUUUUUAAUCCAAAGAUUUCUUCCUCGGCCAGCGGAUUGAUUGGCAAUGAUAUUCUAAGUCAGCAGAGUGAUAAAUGUAACGGGGAAGCUCCUGAGAGAGUUCCUGAAGAGAGUUCUGAGGAUGAUUCUGUUCAUGCGAAGCGUUUAAAAAUUGAGGAAAAGAAGAAACCGGUCAGGCUGAAAAAGCCAGAAAUCAUACGACCAAAAAAUAAAUCCAGCAGCAAGAAAGAAGAAAAGCUCUUGAAUGAAAUGUUGGUGCAACAGAGCCUAGCUGAGAACAUCAAUCCAGAAGAUUUGCAGCUAGCUCUUGCACUAUCGAGGUCUAUUGCGGACAAUCGCAUGGAGCAUGGAGAAUGUUCAGGAACUGCCACAGAAAGCGCCUCAAAUUCAUCAACCCAAACAACUAAAUUCUCUGCAAAAUUCACUUUGGAAGAGUAUGGAUUCAAAUCCAGCGCCCAGCACAACAGAAAAGCACUGAAUUAUUUAGCAAUGGAAAAAGAUAUGAAAACCUUUAGGAAAAUGUCCCUUCUCCUACAUAGAAACCCGAAGAAGCAAGAUCGUCUCUUUAACGAAAAGAUCAAUGGUCUCCUCAACAAAUCCUUAGAUGUGGUCAGCAGUACCCAUUCAAAGGUGUCUUCGUAUCAUUUUCUAGUAACCUGCCAGUCUCUCAUGGAAUGCUUGAAGCCUGAGAGUAGAAUAAUGUCCUUGAAUUGCAAUCCAGAACCAAUUUGGCAGUCUUUUACCCAAUACUACCGAGGGAAUCUCGUUGAGCCUUCAUGUAGCAAAAUAGAUGCCUUGCUGAGGAAUUGGGAUGAUAUUCCUGGGAGAGAAAUGUCUCCAAAUCGUAUUCGAAAGAAAGAAACAACGCCAGAAAAAAUGGAAGUGGAUGAAUUGGAAAAGCAGGAUGUACAGGAGGAAGAGAUUUGUGCAGAAGGUGUAAAUGUUUCAUUCAUUUCAUUCCAAACACCAAAGAGACGAUCAAUCACGCCGGAUCUUUUGCGAAGCGACGGGGAGAGUACUGCUAAGAGUUCCGUGCUGGAAGAUGUCUCAAUAGAAAUAUCCAGUGAUGAGGAGAUUCCAGAAAUUCCAGGAGCAGAAGAAAAUAUCUCAGAAAGUUCUUCAAAAAUAAAACUUAAUGUUAUUUCCGAAGACUUGGGAACUGCGGAAGAAGCUGAAGAUGCUGAAAAGGAAGAUAAUUGUAUCAAAAGUCAGAAAGAAGAUGAAGCCUUGCUAGAAGAAUCUGUGAUUGUCAUUGAGAGUGAUGACGAUGAUGAUCACGAGGAAGCUGUAAAUCAGAGUAUCUGCAGGAUAAUUGAAGAUCAUCAAGAUACGAAGCAUAUGGGAAGAAAAUCCCUAUCAGAUGGCUUUAUCCUCUGCCGCAGUAGAGUGCAAGAUCCAACAGAAGAUGAUGCAGUGGCGAUCGAAGAAACGCCUCCAGAGGACCUUCCAAUGCCCUCAGAAAUUAAUAUAAAUUCAUUGCUAACGGAUGAUAUAGUCAUGGAUGAUCUACAUACAAAUACCCCGCCUCAAGAGGAAGCUGAAGAAGUCACAUUCCUAUGUGAUGCUCUUAAAAAUGAAGAUAUAACCGUUGUGAAGAGGAGAGGAGUCACCCCACCACCAAACUACGAUGCAAUGGCUCCUGAGGACAUUCAGAAGGAGCUCAAAAAGUACGGACUAAAAAAUAUAAAAGGACGCAAAGCCAGAAUCCUGCUGGAGCACAUUUACAACCAAUUGCAUCCAUUUGUUCUGGUAAAGGACAAAAUGUACGAUCUAAAGUGCAAAUAUGGGCUAAUUGAUGCAAGUACGGAGCCAAAAGAGCUCAAAAGGAAUCAAUCACCUGCAAGAAAUGUAGAGAAUGUCGUUGAUAUUAUUUGCAAGGAUGGUUUCCUUGGAGAUAUUGAUGCGAAAAAAUGCAUUCUGCCAUGUCCGUCAAGGAAGAAAUUGCAAACAUGUGCUCUUCCGCUGCAUAUUGCCUUCUACAACUACCUCCAGUCCAAUCGUCAGGUCCACGAGAAGAUCCUACAGUAUAAUCCAAUUCCAUUGCAAGACAUUCAGGAACAUUUUAAGAGCAUUGGGGUCAAAUACGAGGCAAAUGAUUUAAUAGAAUUCCUAGAUAAGACGUGCAUCACCUUCCAAGGCCCCAAUAGUGGGAGUCGCUUGAGAAAAACGCCACGCAAGAAGAAUACAAAUUCGAAUGGAUUCACUCAGAGCGGCGAAAGCAUUAUGAGUGAUAAGGAGAAGUUUAUUGGUGCCCUGGAUAUUGGUACGACAACACUGCGUUGCAUGAUAUUUGAUCGUUCCCUCCAAAUUCGUGGCUACUCAUGCGAACAGGUGCAACUGCUAUAUCCAAAAGUGGGCUACAUUGAAAUUGAUCCUGAUCAAUUUUGGGCAAGUGUGGUGAGAGUUAUCAAGAAUGCCAUUGAGAAUGCAAAAAUCUCUGUUGAGCAACUUGAAUCAUUGGGAAUUACAACGCAACGAUGCACAUUUAUCACAUGGCAUCGUGAUACGGGAAAGUACUUUCACCGAUUUAUUGUUUGGAAUGAUGUGCGCGCCAAGGAGUUGGUGAAGAAGUGGAAUGACAACAUUCUCCUCAAGUCCUUCCAGGGUGUUUCCAAAUUCCUCUAUAUGAUUACGCGAAACAAACGCUUUCUAGCCGGAAGUGUAAUGAAGUUCAUGAACAGCCAGGUGACUGUACGCCUAGCGUGGAUGAUUCGCAACAAUGAUGAUCUGAGGAAGGCCAUCCAAAAUAAGUCUGCUUUGUUCGGUACCAUUGAUACGUGGUUGUUGCAUAAAUUUCAACAAGGCCUCAAUGAGUGCAAUAAAAAGCCAAUUGAUCACAUCACGGAUGUCACUAAUGCCUCCGCCACGGGACUUUAUGAUCCAUUCCAGCUUAACUGGGCCGAAUGGUCGUUCUCACUGUACGGACUAACUGCCGACAUGAUGCCCAAGGUUGUGGAUAAUACGCACGAUUUUGGUGUAAUCGACAAAUCCAUCUUCGGAAGUGAAAUUAAAAUUGGAUGUUCAAUUGCUGAUCAAUCUGCUUCCAUGUGGGGCUCCUGUUGCUUUGGGAAAGGAGAUGUAAAGGUGACCCUCGGCACUGGGAGCUUCAUGAAUUUAAAUACUGGAAAAGAUUGCCAUGCAUCCAUCUACGGACUCUAUCCUCUCGUAGCCUGGAGAGUUUUCAACAGGGAUUCAAACACAACGGAAGUGGCGUACUGUGUUGAAGGGCAAUCGAACGAUACGGGAUCCAUAAUUCGCUGGGGAAUUGAUUUUGGGCUCUUUGAUGAUCCAUCAGCUUCCUCUGAUAUGGCCUAUUCUGUGGAUGAUUCUGAGGAGAUUUUCUUCAUUCCAGCAUUCAGUGGACUAGGAGCUCCAAUGAAUGAUGCCAAAGCAGCAACGGGAGUCAUUGGAAUUCGACCAACAACAACCAAAUCCCACAUUGUUAGGGCUCUCCUGGAAAGCAUUGCUUACCGCGUGACGCAGCUCUACAUUUGUACCCUUGAGGAGACUGAUUUUAAAUUCUCCAUCAUUCGUGUUGAUGGGGGAGUGUCGAGGAAUGAUUUUGUCUGCCAACUUCUGGCCAAUUUGACUGGAUUAGAAGUAGAGCGUGGUGACAAUUCGGAGCUCUCUGUGCUUGGAACUGCAUUCCUGGCAGGCUUAAAUGCGGGAAUAUUCCAAAAUCGCGAUGAAUUAGGUAUUGAUAUUUGUCAUAGAUAUGACAGGAAAACCAGGCGCCUGGAGCCCAAGUCUCAGGACGUUUAUCUGAGGCUUCUGGUCAAGCUCUACAGAUUCCUGUACCGCCGGACGCACAAGAAAUUCAACAAAAUCAUUUUGCGUCGUCUCUUCAUGAGCAGAACCAACCGCCCACCGAUUUCGCUGCAGCGUGUGGUGCGUUUCAUGAAGGAGGGAAAGAAGCCCGAUAGCAUUGCCGUUGUUGUGGGCUCUGUGACCGAUGACAAGCGUGUCCUGACUAUCCCUAAGCUUCGCAUCUGUGCCCUCCAUGUCACGGCUUCAGCACGCGCCAGGAUUCUGGCCCAGGGAGGUGAAGUGUUGACUUUCGAUCAACUGGCUCUGCUUGCGCCCACUGGUAAGAACACCAUCCUGCUCCAAGGCAAGCGCACUGCUCGUACGGCCCACAAGCACUUCGGCAAGGCUCCUGGUGUUCCCCACUCCCACACCAGGCCAUACGUGCGCUCCAAGGGACGCAAGUUUGAGCGUGCUCGUGGACGUAGGCGCGGGUGUGGCUACAAGAACCACGGAGGCACCAUUGGGCUACCGAUGCGCUUGAAGUACUUUAUUUUACAAAUGGGUAAGAAAAAGAACAAGAAACAAAAUCGUGGUGAAGCGUCAAAUUCUUUCGCGUCAGAAGACGCAUUUUCUGGACGAAGUAAUGGUUUUCCCAAAAAGUCCGCGUCUCAUAAGCAACAGCCCUCUAAUCAUGGACAGAAAAAUCAGAAAAAGUUCAAUAAAAACAACGUAGAAGCGUCACAAAGUGGGAAAAGGAAAGGAAAAUUCUCUGGACCAAACAAUACAAAGAAGAUGAAGCAAAACAACAGUCAACCUGGAAGGUUUGUGAGAAUAAGUCAGGAAUCUUCUGAAGGUGGCCAAAAGGAGACACCAAAGAAAAGCAAGAAUAAGAAGGAGAAUCAAAAGACGAUCUCUCCGAAAAACAUGGAAAUUGUGAGGAAAAUCGACAUAGAAGAUUCAGAGACAUUUGAAGACUCGGAAGAUUCAUUUGAGGAUUUCACGGAUGACAGCUCAUUCCAAUCUAUAAGUAGUUCAGAUUAUACAGAGGACUAUUUUGAAGAUUAUGACUUUCAAUCAAAUUCCGAUGAUACCUACAGUUUUAGUGAUGAAGAGGAUGUCCAAGAAGAGUUCUCCACUGACACCGAUUACACGGAAGAUGAAGAAGUUUCAGAGUAUUCCGACUACCGUUCUGAUGAGGAUGAUGACUACGAACCCGGAGAACAGUACGAUGAUCUAAUUGUGCAACCAGGAGAAGCAAAGUACAUUGAGCUUUCCGAUGCUGCAAAGGUUCAUUUUCAUGAUCAAAGUACUUCGGAGAUUAUUGACUACUUCUCCGAUACGAAUGAAGAGAAAGUGACCAAGAAGACUCCUCAUCGAUCAAGCGAUAAAUCAGUAGAUCCAUGCAAAGAUUCGAGCAAAGCAGUAGUACAUGUUGGGGAUGCUUCACUGGACAGACAUCCAGAAUUUUCAGAAGAACCUGAAAAUGAAGCAAAGAGAAGGAAAAUCUCCUGCUCUAAAAACUGCUCCCAUCAGCUGAAUUUGCCAAAAGUCAAGAAAUCUGUGAAGGAGAGUCCUUUAAAAUCCCUCGUAUAUGAUAAGGAAGCAGCUGAUUCUUCAAGGAAUGAAGAAAUGGAAGUUGUGGAAAGUCCUCAGGAAGAACCUGGUGAACCCGAAGAAAAUACUGAAGAGAUCGAUGAGAAUACUGAAGUCAUUGAGGAAGAUGCUGAAGUUGUGGAUGAACUAGAAAUCAAUAGUAAGGUCAAUUUCUACAAUUCCAUCGAUUCCUACCACGUCCUUUUGCACCUUACGGAAAGUAUUCAUUUUUACGGGAGUUUAUCCAUAAAACUGUUGGCUGGAAGUGCUUCAGUCUCAGGAUAUAAGCUGGAUGUGGAGGAAACUGUUAAGGCUUACGUGCCAGUUGGACAUUCAUCCGUCAGCAUCACUCCAAACGAAUCAGAUUGUCAAAGAGAGUGGAAGGAAUCUCUCAGCAAGGAAAAUAAAUGCAUCAAGGAGAUGUUUUUCGAAGCAGAUCUUCAAGAAAUUGAGAAGAAUUUGAAGACAAAUCAAGCAAUUUUACUUCUCAACAGAACAUCCAAUCGAAGAACUAAAAUGGCAAAGAAAUACUCAACUAAUCGAGUUUUUCCCAACAUGAUCAACUACAAAAGACCCCGAUUGUUUGCUUCGACGGAGUAUAUUCUUGGAUGUCGCUUCAGUAUGGACAGGAGGUACGCUUUUCAAGUCAAUCCUGAUUGGGAGGUCAUUUCUAUGGGGCAGAAGAGUCGAAUUGUUGUAGCUGGUGGGAAGAAUGUUGGGAAAUCCACACUUAUUCGUCAUCUUGUGAAUGAAAAUGUGAAGAAGUUCGGGAAAAUCCUGCUCGUCGAUCUUGAUAUAGGACAACCUGAGACCUUUGUGCCCCAAACUGUGUCUGCAACUCUUCUCGAUGGUCCCAUAAUUGGAAUGGGAUGUUUUGCAGAGAAACUUCCCCUGAAAAGCUACUUAUAUGGUGAUUUGAACGUCGCAAAUUGCCCACAAACGUACAUUGAAUGCGUUGCUAAGCUCAUGCAGGAUUUAGAAGAUAAUGCUGAGUUGAAGAAUAUCCCGUGGGUUGUGAAUACAAUGGGAUAUGCUAGAGGAAUUGGUUUGGAAUUGAUGAUUGCCGUGCUGAGACUUAUUUCUCCCACGGAUGUCAUCCAAAUCACGCACGAUAUUCAACUGGAGAACUUUGAUCAUGAACUGACCAAGGAUUUAGUAUCUAAAUGGACAUGGACAAUCCUGGAUGGUGAUGCUCUGGGCCUUAAAGAACCUUGCAGGGACUUUCAAACGUUUAUUUUUCACACAAUGGUCAGCGGGAAUUUAGCGGCAGAUAUCAGAAAGGCGAAAGGAUCAGAAAUAAGACAAAUCAAUCUCCUUGCUCAAUUGGGAGGAAUUCUGGGGGAGAGUUGUGACUGGAUCACACAAUCAAAGCCAGUAUGUGCCUCUCUGGAGAAAAUAAAACUCUUCAACUUCACGGAUGAGGAUCUCGGGGGUGAGGAGCAUAUUUAUGAUCUUCUCAAUGCUAAUCUGACUUACCUGUGCCGGAAGACGGAUGAGAGCGAUAUCCUCGAGUGCCUGGGAGUGGGAAUUGUCCGGGGAAUUGAUGAAUUCUCCCGGAAGCUCUACCUUUUGCCAUCGACGAGGGAUACCCUUGAUCUGGUGAACUCCCUUGCAAUUUGUCGCAUCGCACUUCCACCACAGUUGAUCCUAAAUCAGAGCUCCAGUGUCCGCGGGGAGUUGCCGUUUGUCUACAAUACGGAUGAGGCAAUUGGAUCCCGGAAUGUGCUAGACAGGAGUUUUAGAUCAGAGAAGGCAAUGAGUAAUAUUUAUUCUCAGGAGAAUAUUAAACAUUUUGAUUAAAGAAUUUUUAUUUUUUAAUAAAUUUUUUUUU